UAUGCUCUUUGAGGCGCAUGGGUGCAUCUCAGCAGCCCCAGCCCCAGCCCAGCCAGCAUCUUCAAUCGAUCAGAUCGAAGCAAAGGUUUUGUUUACGUUAUAUUUGGCUUUAGUGGAUAACAGCAACAAACGCCAUUAUACGUCAAUAUAAUUUCGAUGUAAAUCAACACGAGGCUGGCAUAAUGGAGUCAACAAGCGAGGCUCCCGAGGUAAAAUUUAAACCGAUUAAGAAGCGAAACCUUCGACAGCGUAUUAAAGACGAAGAGUCCGACGAUGAAGAGCAGAUUUUGGCAAAGUUAGAAGAGGCGAAGGAGCUACAGAAGCUUCGAGAGCGUCCCAACGGGGUGAGCGUCAUAGCGCUUGCUACGGGUCAGAAAGUUACCAUAGAACAAGAAGUGACAUGCAAAGAUCCGUUUAAGGUGAAAGCGGGGGGCAUGGUGAAUAUGCAAGCGCUGAAAAGUGGAAAGGUUAAGCAGGUGGACGAUGCGUACGACACUGGAAUAGGGACGCAGUUUUCUGCCGAAACCAACAAACGAGAUGAAGAUGAGGAAAUGAUGAAAUAUAUAGACGAGCAGCUAGCAAAACGAAAAGAGGGACGCAACAAUGACAACAAAGAUUCAGAACACAAUGACUCACUCAAAUAUUUAUCACCAGAAGAAGCUGCUUUAUUAUCCCUGCCCGAGCACCUCCGUGUCUCCUCCACACACAGAUCUGAAGAAAUGCUCUCAAAUCAAAUGCUCAGCGGCAUCCCUGAGGUCGACUUGGGCAUUGAUGCAAAAAUUAAAAAUAUUGAGGCCACAGAAGAAGCUAAAAUGAAACUAUUAUGGGAAAGACGGAAUAAAAAAGAUGGCCCUUCACAAUUUGUCCCCACAAAUAUGGCUGUAAAUUUUGUACAGCACAAUAGGUUUAAUAUAGAUAGUGAUUCAAAGAAACGGAAAGUUGAGAAGCCAGAGGCUCCAAAGACUGCUACAAGUGCUAUAGAUGAAAGUGUAGAUAAAAUUGUUAAGAAAGCCAAAGGUGAAAGAGCGACUGAUGAUUACCAUUAUGAGAGAUUUAAGAAACAAUUUAGGCGGUACUAAAAGUGACUAUUAUUCCAGACCUAUUUUUUAAUCCUUUACACAAAUUAGCUUGAAUUCCAAAUAAUCAAGAUGAAAUGUCUGUAGAAAUCUAUGUCUAUAUCUUGUAUAUUAUGAUAUACAAAAAUACACACAUCCUUAAACUUGUGUGUAGCAGGGCCAUUUUUAGGUUGAACAAUUUACGUAUACAUAUGUUUUUGAAUGAUAAUCACAUAUAUUUCAUAUAUCUGCCGUUUUUCACAUCUGGUUGACUACGUCUUUUAAGUUUCAUCUUUAUAAUGUUUAUGGUUGUUUUUGGGUCAAAUUAUCUUUUUCUCCUUUUUUGUCUGUGGUAAAAUUAGCUUUUCGGGUUUUCUAUCACUACGGAGUCUUGUGAAAAUACAAAUUGAAAAUUCUUUUUUUUUGGUCAAUUAUUUCAGUUGAAAAUAUUUAAAAAAGUCUUGUGAAAAAGUCUAUCUAUAGUCAGAAACUUGCUUCAUAGCCUUAAUAAGGUGUUUGUUUCUUAUGUUUAUGGAAUCUUACUUCAGGGCUAUAACCGCGAAAAUGGAAGUUCGUCAAUUGCGGGCAUUUUUCUCUGUCACUCUAAUUACGUUUUAGAGAGAGUAAAAGAGAAAGAUCCCCGCAAUUUGCGAGUUUAGGUAGGCCCCCAGAGUUAGGGGUAGUUUGCGUUGAAAUCAUUGCAUCGAGUGAUUUAUUUCGUAGUUAUUUGUGAAAUAAAUAAAUUGAGUUGAUUGACGGCCAGGUGAGGAGAUAAGUACCUCUCUGCAUACUAAUUUGUAUGCAAAAAUGGUCCCUCUUUUCUCUGUAGCUGAUUGUACCUAAUAAUAUUCUCUUUUGUUAAGAAAGAUCAUGUGAAAACGGUGUUGUAAAGCACAUUUCUCUGAAUAAGUGUAUGAUUUUCUCUUGUUAUUGUUUAAAUUGGUUGUCGUUCGUCCAAUGAUGUAAAUAAUCAAAUUACAUAUUCAGUCAAUCUUGGCGUUUCUGUCAAAAUAAAUUAAAUCAUGUUAAUAUUUUUUUACUAAAAUUGUCGUUUAAUGUCACUAGCAAUAUUAUGUCAUGGUAGUUAAAAAAGGGUAAUUUUUCGUUC
Messenger RNA from Cydia pomonella (codling moth), 2163 nucleotides. RefSeq names its product splicing factor C9orf78. NCBI's taxonomy places the organism in Eukaryota, Metazoa, Arthropoda, Insecta, Lepidoptera, Tortricidae. Gene Ontology annotation, biological process: mRNA splicing, via spliceosome. The record is from RefSeq and is a predicted model, not a curated record. The transcript is spliced from 2 exons. The coding region runs from base 183 to 1079 and encodes 298 amino acids. Gene Ontology annotation, cellular component: spliceosomal complex.